AUGGCUUCCAAGAAGCUGCAGCAGGAAAUGGUUCAGGUCGGUUCGUCUCCUCUCAUGACCCUGUCGUCUGCCUCUCCUUUCUGGCGCACCUCAUCAUCCAAUAGCAAGCGUGAGACCAGUCUCGCUGGUGAGAGAAAGGUCUUUGGAGCUUCAUACUCUCACGCAGACAUCCUCAACUUUGAGAACUUGUAUGUCUUCACCACACCCCUUCACCCAAGCUCCCAUCCUGAUCAUCAUCUCAGAAACAUAUCCAACAGCAGCACACCACGUCCACACACACCUCCAUCGCGCGACAACCGACCACCUUUAAAGUCCUCGACCAGUCUCUCUCCUCCAGGACCCCGACGCUCCUACUCAAACUUCUUUGGCGAAUCAACAAAGACUUAUGAUCUGCCGCAAGAUGAAGAAGCCUUGGACUUCGACGAAGAUGAGGACGAAUUCGGCCUACCGAGCAUAGCGAGCAUGAGGAGGAAGGGCAAAAGACAAGUCGCAAAGAAGAAGAGAGACACAGGGGGCUCACAAUCGUCCUUGACCACUGUUCCGUCAGCUACUGCGACACUGGCUUCAUGGUCCAUGAACAAUGGAGAUAUCGCCGAAGAACGCAGCUUGCCAAGUUAUCCUACCACGAAGCGAUCCGACGGCAAGAUCCUCCGACCACAGUACAAAGACAUCCUCAGGGAUCCAGCAAACGCUCUCCAUCUCAUAAACCACGCACCUGCCCCACUUAACGCCUCCCCGAAAGAAAUUGAAGCUCACUCAGCCCGCAUUACUCGCAUCAACAAGUUCAAACGUAUUCUGCAGGCUUCUUCGAUUAACUUGGCCGAGCUACGCGACUCUGCUUGGUCUGGACUGCCCGAAGAAGUCAGAGCUAUGUCAUGGCAAAUCCUACUUGGCUAUCUUCCGACAAAUAGCGACAGAAGAGUGGCUACGCUGGAGCGCAAGAGGAAUGAAUACUUGGAGGCUGUGCGACAGGCUUUUGAGAAAGGUACAUCCACGAAUGAGGCCGAGUCUGUCAUUGGGAUUGGUGGUAUCUCGUCAUCACCCGCGACUCAACGAGGCAAGGGCCGAGGGCUGGACGAGGCUAUCUGGCAUCAAAUUAGUAUCGACGUGCCGCGAACGAACCCACACCUUGAGCUGUACAGCUUCGAAGCAACACAGAGAUCUCUUGAGCGGAUACUGUACGUAUGGGCAAUUCGCCAUCCCGCAAGCGGCUAUGUUCAAGGAAUCAACGAUCUGGUCUCGCCAUUUUGGCAAGUCUUCCUUGGAAUGUACAUCACGGACCCAGAGAUCGAAUUCGGCAUGGAUCCUGGACAACUUCCCAAACAAGUUCUAGACGCGGUUGAGGCCGAUACUUUCUGGUGUCUUUCCAAACUUCUUGAUGGCAUUCAGGACAAUUACAUUCACGCACAGCCUGGCAUCCAGCGGCAGGUGGCCAGUCUUCGAGACUUGACCACGCGCAUCGACGGCAACUUGGCCAAGCAUCUCGAGAACGAAGGAGUAGAGUUCAUACAAUUCAGUUUCAGGUGGAUGAAUUGCUUGCUCAUGCGCGAAAUUAGCGUCAGAAACACCAUCAGGAUGUGGGACACGUAUUUGGAUCAAGGGUUCUCUCACUUUCAUCUCUAUGUCUGUGCUGCUUUCCUGGUCAAAUGGUCAGACCAACUGCUCAAGAUGGAUUUCCAAGAAAUCAUGAUGUUCUUGCAAGCUUUGCCAACACGUGGUUGGAACGAGAAAGACAUCGAGCUUCUUCUCAGCGAGGCUUUCAUCUGGCAGAGUCUCUUCCGAAACUCCAAGGCUCAUAUUCAGAAGAGCUCCCAGAACGGACCCUUGUCAGUCACAUUAUAG
Molecule: messenger RNA, 1842 nt
Organism: Aureobasidium musti
Lineage: Eukaryota; Fungi; Ascomycota; Dothideomycetes; Dothideales; Saccotheciaceae
Source: the annotation of a GenBank genome assembly